GUCGAGUGUAGACAUGCCGGCCCAAAGCCCUCUAUAUGUUUCCCGGUGAAUACUUGGCCCAUCUAACUAGAAUCCGCUUCAGGAAUCGCCCGCUCCUCGGCUUCUCUACUCUGUAGCGAUGGCAAUGGAGGAAUCUCUUCGCAUUCAAACACUCGACCGAGUCCCGUCCGCCGAAGAGUUUGAAUUCCAGAUUGAACCGAAGAAUGUUCCAGCUGUUUUCCGAGGAUGCAUCAAGUACUGGAAGGCUUUAUCCAACUGGAAUCCCUCCAAUGGCGGCCUCUCUUACUUGCAGGAACGUGUUGGAUCAUCUGUUGUGGAAGUGAUGCUGUCCAGAUCUCCACCAGUCUUUUAUGGUGACAUUAGAAGUCACGAAAGGGUUCCAUUGCCAUUCUCAACCUUCAUUGGAUUUUGCAUGGAUCAUUUGCGCAAUAAAGAAGAUGAUCCUUGUCACUCUGAUAAGAAUAGGUUGGAAAUACCUGGCAGUGAGCAAACUGAUUGUGAUGUAAGAGAGGCUCAGCAAUUUUAUCUAGCUCAGGUUCCAAUACUGAAUGCUGAGAACGAAGAGGCCAUACAGUUGAAGUGUUUACUUGAAGACAUUGAUAUACCUGAGUUUUUGCAGACAAAAAGCAUCAGUUCCAUCAAUUUGUGGAUGAAUAGUGCUAAGACUAGAUCAAGCACUCACUAUGAUCCACACAACAAUCUUUUAUGCGUAGUUUCUGGAUGUAAACAAGUUAUCGAAUUGACUGACAAAGAAAUGAACCAAAGGCUGCUUCGACCUUCUCUAUCUGUGGUUAACCCUGCAGCCACCUCAUGUGACCAGCCAUCUAAUGCACCCAGAGAUGAUACUGAUCCUACUUUGGCCCUGAACUGUGGACAUGGCAGCUUGAAUGGAAAUGGACUAAAGCAAAAAAUUGUCUUGCAAGAUUUGGAGCCCCUGGAGCUCCAGUCUCUGCAUGAACUUGUUUCUUUAGUCCAUGACCAUGUCAACCAAAGACGACCUAUGGUUUGCAGCUCUACUAAAACUCACAAAGCUGAAACCAACAGCCAACGGGCUAUCGGAAAGGAGGAGUGCUCUAACUUUCUAGAAGAUAAAGUUGCGAAUCUUAUUUGCUCCCUUAAGCCACUCACUCUCAGGAGUGUUUUUCUUGCCAUGGCACAUAAUUUUCCAAGAACUUUGGAGGCUCUAGUGUUGCAUGCAUUGUCUCCUCUUGGAGCAGAAAUACUAACUCGUAAGCUUGAGGAGAUGGACCACCUUGUUGCCGAGGACGACCGGAACAAUUUCUACCAGAUUUUCUAUGGUGUGUUUGACGACCAAUUUGCUGCGAUGGAUGCGCUUUUAAACAAGAAAGAGUCAUUUGCAUGCCAGGCAUUCAAAUCUGUGCUUGAUCAGUAUUUGGGAGUUAAUUCUGAUGGGCCUAAACCACAAGUGUGAUGGGACUUCUACUGCUUCAUUCCAAUUUCUAUGCAUUAAAACAUGAAGGGAGAAGAAUAGGAAAACUCAAACAGCCACAGAAGGUUUGGUAAUUACUGGAAUUGGGAAGGGGACAAAUAAGAAAGGGAUAAAAAAGGUAAGACUGUGGGGUUGAGAUUCCCUGAUGAUAGAUGACAUCUACAAGCUUAAUGGAGAAGGCUAAAUUGCUAAAAUAGAUCUUUUGAAUUUAAGCUUCUUUUUCUUUAUGAUAAAAAGAUACAACUCUUUUUAGCCUAGCCAUUGAUAUAUAAAGGAGUAUGUAGAUAGUACUUUAAACCUGUAUCUUGCUAAUCUUUUCUAGUAAAAGAUUGGAUAUGCC
Molecule: messenger RNA, 1790 nt
Organism: Cuscuta campestris
Lineage: Eukaryota; Viridiplantae; Streptophyta; Magnoliopsida; Solanales; Convolvulaceae
Source: the annotation of a GenBank genome assembly